Molecule: messenger RNA, 4236 nt
Organism: Manihot esculenta (cassava)
Lineage: Eukaryota; Viridiplantae; Streptophyta; Magnoliopsida; Malpighiales; Euphorbiaceae
Product: increased DNA methylation 1
Exons: 9
Coding region: 522-4037 (1171 amino acids)
Molecular function (GO): acyltransferase activity, transferring groups other than amino-acyl groups
Source: RefSeq, a predicted model, not a curated record
AUGUUCAUCUUCAUCAUUAUAUCCAUUUCAACAAAAUUCAAAUUCAGGAAUCACAGAGACCCAAAAUUUUCACAAAUUUUUAAAUAACAAAACGCUUGGGCUAGGAGUCAAAAAGCACUGCAACUGAACGAAGAGAGAGAGAAACUAUAUACAAAGUGUGUACACAUACACUCACAUGGUAGUUUUGAAGAGAGAAAGAGAGAGAGAAAGAGAGGUGCCAUCUGUUGUACCAGAGAGAGCGCUAUUCGGGUUCUCCAAAGCCAAACCCACAGCUUUUGCACCCUAAAUUGCAUCAGAUUACUGGGUUCUGAUCCUUUCCAAUGUUGAUCAUGAUAUGCAUUGUUGAUCAUAAGGAUAUGUCAUAUUAAUGGAUGUGCUUACUUGAGAGUAUAUCGGACACUUAAUCAAAGUUAUUGCGUGCCAUUUUGGAGUUAUAAUUUCUAUUGUGAUAGACCUAUCUUGUCUUUGAGGCUAUUUGCAUAGCAAAGGGUAGACUGUGGGACUCCAGUUGGUUUGUAGUAAUGCUCAGCUCAACAAUUGAGGAUUUGUGUAAUAAUAGCUUUGGGGGUUCACAACAUGAGAAACGUAUUUUUGCCGAAGUUUUCUUUGGAAAAGAUAUUGGCAACACAAGUAAAAGGAGUCAUGUUAGCGAGUUGGUUAAUUUUGAGUGCAAGAACAGUAAGAUUGCUGACACAUCGUUAUGUUCUAACAGCGAAAACUCAGCCCUGACAAGCCAAUGUUCCUCCAAGAGUUCAUUGGUGGAUGAUUCGGAAAUGAAUGAAAAUUCUGGAGGGGCUUCUGCAUCAUGUUGUUUUCAAGAAAGAUUAGACAGGGAUGACCAAAAUACAGGUAUCAAGCGAAUGAAGUUUUCAGUUGAUGGUCCACCCAGCAGCACUGAACCAGACACAGUAAAAAUCCUCACUUCAACAGUGGUAUCUAAAGAGAUUGUUGAUGAUGUGCCUGCUGCUGAUAGAGAUACAGCUGGCCAAGAAAUAGUGUUGUAUAUAGUUGAAUCAUCCUGUCAGGGGGCUGUGUCUAGUUGCUAUCCAUCAAAGCAACAAACUAAUGGUGAUAUAUGCAAUAAGGAUGUCCCAAAAUGCAGAUUGCCAAAUGCGGAUGGAAAUGCUGGCAAGGAGGUGGUUAUUUGUAAAGCUGUUGCUUCACCCGUCUCCCAAGAGAGUUUCGCAACCAGGAUGUUUCUUACAAAUCCUUCUGCAGCAAUUAUAGAGAAGUCUGGCUCUCCUAUUCAUGCUGAGGAAAGAUUGAAGGAAUUGGAUUCACCAAGAUUGGUUGUACCCGAUUACUUGAAUAUAGAUUCUAAGAAGGAUCCUCGCCCUUUUCUCCAGAGUCAUAUUGUUCGCAUACUUUUGGCAGCAGGCUGGUUUAUUGGAAGGCGUAAGAGACCUAGUCGGAAAUAUUCGGAGACUGUUUAUCGAUCUCCCACAGGGAGGAUGUUUCGUGAGUUUCCUAAAGUUUGGAGGUUGUGUGGUGAAAUUUUAUAUGCAGAUAAAUACAAAUUGGUUCAGGAAAAUAAUUAUAAGGAAUGGACUAAUAUCAGUCAGUUUUGGUUUGAUCUCUCAGAAGCAUUGUUGAAUAUUGAGAAAGAAAUAGAUCAAACUGAUGUUGGUAAUGAGUUGGCUCAUCAAUGGAGUCUUUUAGAUCCCUUUGUUAAUGUUGUAUUCAUUGAUAGGAAGGUUGGUUUGCUAAGAAAGGGUGAUACUAUUGUUGCCUUAACGAGUGAUGAUAGUGCAUUACACCAGUCAUCUGGGAGAAAUCUGCUCUCUUGGCAUUGUGAUUCUUCUCCUGCCACUCAAAUUGCAUCAACAAUUUGGGAAGGAAACCCGCAUGGCUGUAUUCAGCAAUCCAGCGACAUAUGUUCCACAAAAUGUGGUGAACUGACAGUUGGGUUUGUCAAAGAUCAGAAAGAUGAAUCUAUUUAUGCAGAUGAGAGAGAAGAAAUGUGUUCAGUUGAUGUUGCCGGCGAGAUGGGAAAUCAGUCUUUCAGAAUGUGCAAGGACAAAGUAACCUGUCUGGACAUAGCUUCUUUACCACCUUGUGGAUCAGAAAGCACUUGUGUCCAGUUAUCUGGUUGCCAGUGUGAUGUUUCUGUUACUGAUGGAAAUGCUAACAUGCUGGUGGGAUCUGAAUCUGUUUCCCCUCAUCAAGAUAGCAGUUUGGUUGAUCUCGAUGAUGGAACUGGUCACUUGGAUUUUUCUUAUGGCCAUGAUGGACCAACUUAUACUCCAUCUGUAAAUCUGGAUGUUGCACAGGAAACUGAACUCAGUGAUGAGGACGGACAAUGCAUUGAAGCUUCAAGUUCUCAAAUCAAGGAUAAAACAGUUGUUGUGAAAAGGAAGGUGCGUAGGAAGUCAAGAAAGAUAUCUGAGAUCAGAACAACUUUUUACCAAAGCGACCAUAUUCAUACAGAAGCCAAGCAACUGGAGUCAAAAGAAGUGGAGGAAAACCUUGUUGCCAACUCAAGAAUUACAACGAGUUGCAAUAAGUUGUCAUCUACUUCUACUUUCCUACAUCAGGUUAAUGGAAAAGGCUCAAAAUUAAACAAGACGCAUAGCAAUCUUGAUGGUUUUAGAAGAGGAAAAAAGAGGCAAACUAGAUGCCUACUUAAGGAUGAUGAUCUCUUGGUGUCUGCCAUUAUUAAGAACAAAGAUUUCAGUGCAGAUGCCACGGCCUAUAAAUCAAGAGCUCAGAUGAAGCUGAAGAAUCAGAAAGGUGGCUGCAGUUUACUCCCUAGAAAUUUAAGCAAAGUGGGGAAACAAAACAUUGCUGGCAAGUGGUCAAUAAUGGGAGCUAGAACAGUUUUAUCAUGGUUGUUCCAUAUUGGGGUUAUAUCUGUCAAUGAUGUGAUUCAGUAUCGGAACCCCAAGGAUGAUGCUGUGAUUAAAGAUGGUCUGGUUAGAAAGGACGGCAUCAUGUGUAAAUGCUGCAACACAGUGCUUUCAGUUUCAAAAUUUAAGAGACAUGCUGGCUUCAAGCUGAGUCGUUCGUGUUUAAAUCUUUUCAUGGAGUCUGGUAAGCCUUUUACUCUAUGUCAGCUGCAAGCAUGGUCAGCUGAAUACAAGACUAGGAAAAGGAGAACUCAAGUGGUGCGAGCUGAUGAUGAUGAUCAAAAUGAUGAUUCAUGUGGCCGGUGUGGGGAUGGUGGUGAGUUGAUAUGCUGUGAUAACUGUCCAUCUACCUUUCAUCAGACCUGCUUGUCUACAGAGGAGCUCCCUGAAGGCAGCUGGUAUUGCCCAAACUGCACCUGUUGGAUAUGUGGGGAUUUGGUUAAUGAUAAAGAGGAUUCUUAUUCUUUUGGCAGAUUUAAAUGUUCACAGUGCGAGCACAAAUAUCAUGAAACAUGCUGGAGAAGGAAAAGUAUUUCUGAACAAGUGGCUUCUGAUACUUGGUUUUGUGGUGGAAGUUGCCAAGAGGUUUACUCAGGUCUUCAUUCUCGCGUAGGAAUCAGUAAUCAAAUUGCAGAUGGCUUUUGUUGGACACUUCUUAGAUGCAUUCAUGAAGACCAAAAGGUUCAUUCUGCCCAACGAUUUGCCCUUAAGGCAGAAUGCAACUCAAAGUUAGCUGUUGCUCUUACUAUUAUGGAAGAAUGCUUUCAAUCUAUGGUGGACCCCAGAACAGGCAUAGACAUGAUACCUCAUGUUUUAUACAAUUGGGGGUCUGAAUUUGCUCGUCUAGAUUUUCAUGGCUUCUAUACUGCGGUCUUGGAGAAAGAUGAUGUACUGUUGUCUGUAGCAUCCAUCAGGGUACAUGGAACAACAGUAGCUGAGAUGCCUCUUAUUGCCACCUGCAGUAAUUACCGUCGCCAUGGAAUGUGUCGACGCCUUAUGAAUGCUAUUGAGGAGAUGCUAAUCUCUUUCAAGGUGGAGAAGCUUGUUAUAUCUGCCAUUCCAGAUUUAGUGGAGACAUGGACAAAGGGUUUUGGCUUCACACCUGUGAGUAACAGUGAAAAACAAAGCCUGAACAAGAUAAACUUCAUGGUGUUCCCAGGAACAAUAUUGCUAAAAAAAACAUUUGCAUAGAACAAAAAAGGCAGAUGCAGGAUCUGGUUUGUGCUCCCUUUUCUAAAGAAGCCAGGUCAUUGUUCAUUAUCUUCAAUUUUCUGAAAAAUCAGUGUACUUUCUUUUUGGAACAGAACUUGUACUUCUCUUGUCUGCGAGCAUGGCAUUGAAUCUUUAAAGCAGUUUUCAAGAAACUGCUUCGACCCCCCUCCCCCCCCCC